Andrographis paniculata is the source of this 480-nucleotide messenger RNA. Its product is annotated as MADS-box transcription factor 3-like. Gene Ontology annotation, biological process: regulation of transcription by RNA polymerase II. The transcript has a single exon. The coding region runs from base 1 to 480 and encodes 159 amino acids. Gene Ontology annotation, molecular function: DNA-binding transcription factor activity, RNA polymerase II-specific; RNA polymerase II cis-regulatory region sequence-specific DNA binding; protein dimerization activity. The record is from RefSeq and is a predicted model, not a curated record. NCBI's taxonomy places the organism in Eukaryota, Viridiplantae, Streptophyta, Magnoliopsida, Lamiales, Acanthaceae.
AUGGGGAAGAAAAGGUUGGAAAUCAAGCCAAUAGAGGAUAAAGCGAAGCGGAACACUGCUUUCACGAAGCGGAGGAAUGGCCUUUGCAGGAAAGCGGAAAAUCUCUGCGACUUAUGCGGCGGCGAGGUCGCGGUUAUUGUUUUCUCCAACGCUGGAAACCUGUUCGCCUACAGUAAUACUCUGGUAGAUCAAGUGGUCGAGUGUUAUCUACAGGCUGAUCAUGCUUCUGGCAUGGCUACGGGAAGUGCGGAACAGUUUGGCACGUCUCGGGUCGAGAAGGAGGAGAAACUGCCAGAAAAGAUUUGUAAUAUAAUUUCUAAGGCCAUGGCGGAUGAACGACCAGCCUGGGGUAAGAUGAUAGAGAACUUAGAGUUUGAAGACCUUGAAAAUCUUGAGGCGGCCAUGAAGGCGUUGAAAAACGGGAUUGCGGCGAAGGAAGCUCCCAUGGCUACCGGGGACGAGAAGGAAGUCCAAUCUUGA